Oryza brachyantha (malo sina) is the source of this 3177-nucleotide messenger RNA. RefSeq lists its product as uncharacterized. The coding region runs from base 368 to 2827 and encodes 819 amino acids. The record is from RefSeq and is a predicted model, not a curated record. The transcript is spliced from 12 exons. NCBI's taxonomy places the organism in Eukaryota, Viridiplantae, Streptophyta, Magnoliopsida, Poales, Poaceae. Gene Ontology annotation, molecular function: hydrolase activity, hydrolyzing N-glycosyl compounds.
CGAAAGAGGUUGCUGCUGGCGAGGUCGGCGAGGAUGGGGCCGCCGCCGCGCCGGCGCCACCGCGACGGCCACAACAACGGCACCGACGAGCGCGCGCCCCUGGACGGCGGGUGGCUUGGGAGAACGGCGCCGCGUCCACGCGGGAGGGAUACGUGGUGGUGAUGAGGGCAGCGGCGGCGGCCGCUGGAGCAAGCGCGGCGGCGGCCGGACGAAUCCGAACUAGGCGGCGAUGGUGCCCUCCACCCUUCACCUCGGAUUCGGAGGAGGCCCCCUGUGUGUGGGGAAGCUGCGGGAGCGGCUGGGACACUCUACGCUACUGGAUGAGUUCUCCGCGCUCCCGAGGGUCAUUGGGGAAUGAGUGAGCAGAAUGGCAGUUACCAUUGAUGUGAACGCAUGGAGCGACGCUGGUCAUGCUGUGAAUCAACUUUACGAUAUGCUAUACAUGAUGGGCCGUGAUGACAUCUUAGUUGGCGUUGGUGGUGAUGGUGGUAUAUCAGUUCAUGGCACCAUACACCCAAAUGUUGGUGGUUAUUUGCCUCUGAUCGAUCAGGGCAUGGCAACCUUUGGGCCAUGCCGAUAUAGGCAGGCUAUUCCACUUGAAGGCGGUGGGCGCUUGGACGUUGAUACAAACUUUGGCAUAAGAAAAGGCUUCCUUCCACAGGGGAACAGAAGAUACAGACCACUUCAGCAGUCUACAGCACAGCAAGUGUUGAUCGAUACAAUAUCAGCAGGCCCUACAACCAUCAUGCUAAUAGGAUCACAUACAAACUUCGCCAUUUUCCUUAUGACACAUCCACACCUGAAAAGAAACGUGGAGCACAUAUACAUUAUGGGUGGUGGAGUGAGAUCAAAAAAUCCUACAGGUUGCUGCCCCAAAAAUUCUAGCACAUCUUGCACGCCGGAGCAAUGUGGUGACCAUGGUAACUUGUUUACUAGCUACAAAACCAAUCCAAAUGCAGAAUUCAACAUGUUUGCAGACCCUUUUGCUGCAUAUCAGGUGUUCCAUUCUGGCAUUCCCAUCACCCUUAUCCCUCUUGAUGCAACUAAUACAAUUCCUAUCAGCGAGGAGUUCUUUCAUGUAUUCCAACAACAGCAAAGUACAUAUGAAGCACAAUAUUGUUUCAAGUCUUUAAAAAUGGCUCGAGACACAUGGUUCAAUGAUGAAUUCUAUACGAGCUACUUUAUGUGGGAUUCCUUUACUUCUGGUGUAGCUAUAUCCAGCAUGCGCAACAACAAUGAUUGCGAAUCUGUAAAUGAUUUUGCUGAGCUUAAAUAUAUGAACAUAACAGUAAUAACAUCAAAUAGACCAUACGGAAUACAUGAUGGUUCAAACCCAUCGUUCGAUGAUCAUGCCAUUCCCAAGUUUGGUCUUCAAAAGGGUGGAGUUCAUAGUGGUCAUGUUCAGACUGGAAUUACAGAUAGCUUCUGCCUUGCAAAGGAGAGUAAGAAAGGAAUAUGUGAGGACGGAUAUACUAAGGAAGUCUCUGGUCCAGAGGCAGUCCAUGUUUGUGUUGCGACAAUGGCUAAACAAAACGUGGAUAAAAAUAGCGUGUUAAAUAGGGAAUUUUUUAAGAGCUUCCUCGGGACCCUAAAUCUCCCUGAGAACACUGGUCUCUUCAACAUAACGACCCAGUUUCCAUUUUACAGAGAGGUUUUAUACAGUCCAGACUUCACAAACAAAAGUAGGGGGAAACCAGUCAUUUUUGACAUGGACAUGAGUCCUGGCGAUUUUAUUUCCCUCAUAUACCUUUUGAAGACACCUACAGAAUUAAUAGAUUUAAAGGGGAUUUUAGUCAGUGGCAAUGGUUGGGCCAAUGUCGCAAGUAUUGAUAUCGUUUACGACAUUCUACAUAUGAUGGGACGUGAUGACAUUCCUGUUGGUCGUGGUAAUACUUCUGCAUUAGGUGCUCCAAGUCUUGGCUGCAAGUAUGUCAGUGCUAUUCCCCAAGGUAGCAGUGGACUUCUUGAUUCUGACACACUCUAUGGACUAGCUCGUUUGCUGCCAAGAAGUCCUAGAAGGUACACUGCUGAAAAUUCAGUAAAAUAUGGUGCUCCUAGAGAUACUGACCAUCCAGAAUUCCGACAGCCAUUGGCUUUUGAAGUUUGGCAGUUUGUUAAACAGCAACUUGAUCCGAAUGAGAAGAUCACCAUUCUUACCAAUGGACCUCUUACAAAUUUGGCCAACAUUCUGCUAUCUGACAGGAAUGCAAGUACUGUAAUUAAGAGUGUUUAUGUUGUUGGAGGUCAUAUCAGAGAUGACAGUAAUACGAAGGGAAAUGUGUUCUCUGUUCCAUCGAAUACUUAUGCAGAGUUUAAUAUAUUUCUUGAUCCCCUAGCUGCCAAAACAGUACUAGAUUCAACUUUGGAUAUCACACUAAUUCCUCUUAGAGCUCAAAGAAAAGCUGCUUCCUUUCCUGCGCUUCUUGAAGCUCUGAAGCAUGCUAAGACUCCAGAAUCACGUUUUGUCCAUCACUUGUUAACGGUGCUGCAUGACCUUCAACGAAAGCACCAGCUGUAUCACCAUAUGGAUAUAUUUCUGGGAGAACUCCUUGGUGCUGUUUGUUUGGUGGAAGGAUCUAAUAUCGAACAGUCAAUACAACUGAAACCAGUAAGUAUUGUUGCAAACAGUACUACAGGAGUUGAUGGACAGACUGUAGUUGACUAUCAGAAGGCAAAUUUGGUAAAGGUAUUACUCAAUUUCAAUAGUGAAGAAUAUUACAAUCGGGUGGCCAAUUCUUUGGGCAACAAGGAACGGUCUGCCGUUAUUAGUGGUUUUGCAGAACAGAGGGCAAUCUGGAGCAACCCACCUGAGAAUGUGGGAGUAUGAAGAUAAUGAUUACCUUUGUAUGGUAGUACUGUUUGAAACAAAAUGGCAGUUCACUUUUCUUGCUAGGUUAGAUUCCUAGCUUAUCAGAAGAGCAUACCAUAUUAUGUUUCUUCGUUCUUAGCAUAACAAUAAAAAUCCAGAGUUUGCACAUGUAAACAUGCUUGUGCAAUAGAAUUAUCUUCACAUGAUGUGUCUCAUUUUAUUUGGUAGCACAGAGCACUUGUAAGAACCUUUGAUUCUUUUUUUGUUUGACAACCAUCAUGUCCUCAGCAGAAUCAUAUUAGGUUUAUUUGAUGGUGAAUACAUUAUACAUGUCCAUUCCACUUGCCCAUCAGGUUCCUAUGCUACUG